CCUGGAUGGUACCCACCACCACUCUGACCCUGGAUGGUACCCACCACCACUCUGACCCUGGAUGGUACCCACUACUGCGGUAAUGAACAUAGUGAACCCAGCCCGGGUAUGGUUGAACUCGGGGGGUCGUGGCCCUCGCCACAAAGUCCCAUGAUGUAGAGCGCUGCCUGCCAGGGCUGAUCAGCCACUUUCUGAGAGGAAAGAUACAAAGAGGAAAGUGAGAAGAAGAGGCGGACAAUAAGGGCCAUGGGUGGAGGGCUUAAAAAGGAUAGACGCACGCAGACAGCCAACUACCCUGGACAGAGACAGCAACCAACAGUUGCGGUGCAUUUAGGAGGACUGUGCUAUCCCAGGCUUCUCCUUGAUGCUGUACACUUUAGCAGGAGGGGGUACACUCUGUGGGGUGGCCGCCCUCGUGCUCCUCAUCGUCUCCACGGCGACCGACUUCUGGAUGCAGUACCGCUACUCGGGAGCGUCGGCCAAUCAGGGCCUCUGGAGGUUUUGCAUCAAUCACAAGUGCCACGCCCACACCAUCACUGUGGCCUUCUGGGAUGCGACAAGGGCCUUCAUGCUGCUGUCUGUGCUGAGCUGCUUUGCUGGCGUAUUGCUGGGCCUGAGUGCCUUCGGCAACGGCACCAAGAGCAGGAGGGUCCGGACUGGGGGCUUCGCUCUGCUCCUGUCAGGUUUCCUAGCUCUGUUAGCUCUGGCCAUCUACACUGGCGUGACGGUCAACUUCUUUGGCAAGCGCUUCCUUGAUUGGCGCUUCUCCUGGUCCUACAUCGUAGCUUGGGUGGCCAUCAUCUUAUCUUUCGCUGCUGGUGGGUUCCAACUCUGUGCCUAUCAGAAGAACAUUGCCGAACUGCCUCCUACCAAUGUUCAAGAAAGCUAAAUGGAAGUAAUCUUUUACCUGCACACUAAAGAAACAGCUACCAACCACUCGUCUUUACUAUUGUCACAGAUAGCAAUGUGACAGCAGCUAUGGAAACAACAUGGAAAAAUCUGCUCAACAGAAUAAAUAGGACUAUUUGACUCCA
Salmo salar (Atlantic salmon) is the source of this 1034-nucleotide messenger RNA. RefSeq names its product lens intrinsic membrane protein 2.2 (gene lim2.2). Gene Ontology annotation, molecular function: structural constituent of eye lens. Gene Ontology annotation, cellular component: plasma membrane. Lineage: Eukaryota; Metazoa; Chordata; Actinopteri; Salmoniformes; Salmonidae. The record is from RefSeq and is a predicted model, not a curated record.